Python bivittatus (Burmese python) is the source of this 465-nucleotide messenger RNA. The record is from RefSeq and is a predicted model, not a curated record. NCBI's taxonomy places the organism in Eukaryota, Metazoa, Chordata, Lepidosauria, Squamata, Pythonidae.
CGUCCAUGAGUUCCUAUUUCGUGAAUCCCGCUUUCCCGGGAAGCUUGUCGAAUGGGCAAGAGUCCUUCCUGGGGCAGAUCCCCCUCUACCACCCCGCGGCUGGCUACGAGGCUCUGAGGCACUUCCCAGCUUCUUAUGGGGCCGGCAGCCUGCAGGAGAAGCCCUACUCCUCCCCUUGCUUCUUCCAGCAGUCCAGCCCCAACACGGUCAUCGCCUGCAACCGGGCGUCCUAUGAUUAUGGAGCCUCUUGCUUCUACUCGGACAAGGACCUGGGCGGUGCCUCCUCGCCCUCCGGCAAUGGCAAACCGAGGGCCAGCAACCCCGGGGACUACUUGCCCUGCUUUGCCUCUGACCAGCAGUACAAGCCCGAAAACGGGGCAGCCAAAGCCCUGAACGAGGAAAGCAGCGACCGGAAGUACACCAGCCCUGUUUACCCUUGGAUGCAAAGGAUGAAUUCGUGCGCUG